AUGACUUUAACGAAACAGGAUUUCAGUGCGGGACUUCCACCACCAUCUGAGCUGGGCAUUGCUGGCAUGGACAGCAGCAGAGGGAAGGAAAAAGCUGUGUUGGAAUCCUUGGCAGGAGGAGACCCCUUUGGAUCAGUGGAGCCUGUCAAAAAGCCCUCGGGAAGGCUGAUUAUGCACAGCAUGGCCAUGCUCGGCCGGGAGUUCUGCUAUGCAGUGGAGGCUGCCUUUGUCACCCCGGUGCUGCUCAGUGUGGGGCUGCCCAAGAGCCUCUACAGCCUGGUGUGGCUCAUCAGCCCCAUCCUGGGCUUUGUGCUGCAGCCUGUGGUGGGAUCAGCCAGUGACCACUGCACCUCUGGCUGGGGCAAGCGGCGCCCUUACAUCCUGGCUCUGGGCAUUAUGAUGUUGCUGGGUAUGGCUUUGUACCUCAAUGGGGACAUGAUGGUCUCAGCUUUGAUCCCCGAGCGAGGCAAGCAGCGGACCUGGGCCAUAGUGAUAACCAUGCUGGGCGUAGUGCUCUUUGAUUUUGCAGCUGACUUUAUCGAUGGUCCCAUCAAAGCGUAUUUAUUUGAUGUUUGUUCUCAUCAGGAUAAAGAGAAGGGUCUUCAUUACCAUGCUCUCCUCACAGGUCUGGGUGGUGCCCUGGGUUACCUAACAGGUGCUAUGGAUUGGGGGAAUUCUGUACUAGGAAGAUUUUUGGGAUCGGAAUUCCAGGUGAUGUUCAUCAUUGCGGCUUUGGUUUUCCUAAUCUGUCUUACUGUACACUUGUGCAGCAUUCCCGAAGCCCCUCUCAGAGAUGACAGUACAGAAACUAAGCUCUUGCUGAAAGUGGAUGGACCCUCCGAGUAUGGUUCCAUCGAGAGCGUCAACAAUGGUUAUUUAAAACCAGGAUAUGCUGAAAAAAAGACUUUAUCUGAGCACCAUGGUGUUCAGACACGGAUGACCGUUAAAUGCCUUCUGAAGGCACUUUUAAGUAUGCCUUCCCACUAUCGCUGUCUGUGCGUCAGCCACCUCAUCGGGUGGACAGCUUUCCUUUCCAACAUGCUCUUCUUCACUGACUUCAUGGGACAGAUAGUAUACCACGGAAAUCCUUAUGCGCCACAUAACUCCACAGCUUACCUUACCUAUGAAAGAGGAGUCGAGAUUGGAUGUUGGGGCUUGUGCAUCAAUGCAAUUUCUUCAUCGCUCUAUUCCUACUUGCAAAAAGCUCUUCUGCCUUGUAUAGGAUUAAAGGGACUUUAUUUCAUUGGAUACCUGCUUUUUGGGAUAGGCACUGGGUUUAUUGGACUGUUUCCCAAGGUAUAUUCUACUCUGGCUCUGUGCUCGCUCUUUGGAGUCAUGUCCAGCACACUGUACACUGUCCCGUUCAACCUCAUUGCAGAAUAUCACAGGGAGGAAGAGAAUCAAAAGGAACAGAAUGGAGGAGAAGCUGAGGCCACUGGAAGAGGGAAGGGAAUUGACUGCGCGGCUCUCACUUGCAUGGUGCAGCUGGCACAGAUCAUUGUUGGAGUGGGUCUGGGGUUCUUGGUCAGUGCUGCAGGCAGUGUAAUAGUGGUUGUGAUUUGUGCAUCUGCUGUGGCAUUAACAGGCUGUUGCUUUGUUGCUUUCUUUGUUCGGUAUGUGGAAUAG
This is a messenger RNA of Emys orbicularis (European pond turtle), 1626 nucleotides long. It is a transcript of the gene SLC45A2, whose product is annotated as solute carrier family 45 member 2. Gene Ontology annotation, molecular function: sucrose:proton symporter activity. Gene Ontology annotation, biological process: transmembrane transport. The transcript has 8 exons. The record is from RefSeq and is a predicted model, not a curated record. Gene Ontology annotation, cellular component: membrane. The coding region runs from base 1 to 1626 and encodes 541 amino acids. Lineage: Eukaryota; Metazoa; Chordata; Testudines; Emydidae.